Molecule: messenger RNA, 7238 nt
Organism: Rhipicephalus sanguineus (brown dog tick)
Lineage: Eukaryota; Metazoa; Arthropoda; Arachnida; Ixodida; Ixodidae
Gene: ctrip
Product: E3 ubiquitin-protein ligase TRIP12
Exons: 36
Coding region: 267-6071 (1934 amino acids)
Biological process (GO): protein polyubiquitination; DNA damage response; proteasome-mediated ubiquitin-dependent protein catabolic process
Cellular component (GO): nuclear speck
Molecular function (GO): ubiquitin protein ligase activity; zinc ion binding
Source: RefSeq, a predicted model, not a curated record
ACUUUCACGAGCAGUGGCGCAGACCGUGUGUCAGCGUAGUGUUCGUGCGAACUGUUCAGCGACGAAAUGUUAUCGGCACGGGUCUCCGAUCAGCGACCGUCAACAGCGUCGACAACGCAAGGCGACCUUGGAGCGCAAGGCUAGCUGUCCAUUGAGGGAAGAGCAGUGUCACUGGACGUCAGUACUUUUUCGAAGACACUGCCAUGUAAAAGUGGCCAAUAGCCUUUUGAUAAACCCUGGUAUGGUUUGCUGUGGGCGGAUUGCCUAUGGCCGACCAACCUAACAGCCAGUCAGGGGGGUUAAAGAAGCCACAGUCUCUCGUCGGGACACGGUCUCCCAUACAAACCAGGUCCCGCACACGCACCUUGGCUCACUGUGACAGCUACCCGUCAACCCACAACGGAAUUGCAUUGGACGCUCAACAGCCACCAGCUCAGCCACCACCACAGCAGCAACCGCAGCAGCCGGACCAGCCGCCUAGCAGCGCAGUGAAGCGCAACCUUGAUUCUGACGACGCACCCCAGCAGCACAAGAAGCUCAAGAGUCACUUCAGGCCUUGCAGGGGCCACGGGGGGGAUCGGCCGGAGAAGGGUUGCGCCCUGGAGAGCGGGGCGGCGGGGGGCCGGGCCAGCAAGGGGGGCGGCGGGGCCCGGGGGGCAGCCAGCAGCGGCAAGGCGGCCACCACGGGGUCGUGUGCCAGUAGCAGUGGCAGCGGCAGUCGGCGGCGUUCGUGCCGGGGGGCCAAGCUGGCCGGGGGGGCACCCUCGGGAGGAGGCCCCAUGGACCAAGGGGCCGCCUCCUCCUCUUCCUCCAACCAUCACUUGCCGCCACCUGAUGCCCAGCCACCCGCUGCCAGUAGAGUUGGUAACAGCUCAGGCACAGCAGACAGCGAAUCUGAUGACAACGAGAUGGGAAGAUUGCAAGCCCUGCUAGAAGCCAGAGGCUUGCCUCCUCACUUGUUUGGCGCCCUUGGUCCACGCAUGCAGCACUUCCUGCACCGGUCUAUCGGCAGCAGUGCCAGCAGCCGAGCACAGCAGCUGUUGGCAGGGUUGCAGUGUGGCGAGGAGGGUCAGCAGUUGCAGGCCACCAUGGAGAUGUGCCAGCUUUUGGUCAUGGGCAACGAGGAUACCCUGGCAGGAUUCCCCGUCAAACAGGUGGUGCCUGCCCUGACAGCUCUGCUGGCUCUCGAACACAACUUUGACCUCAUGAACCACGCCUGCCGUGCGCUCACCUACAUGAUGGAAGCCCUGCCUCGCUCUUCAGCCGUUGUUGUCGACGCACUGCCGGCGUUCCUCGAGAAGCUCCAAGUCAUACAGUGCAUGGAUGUUGCUGAACAGUCCCUUACUGCACUUGAGAUGUUGUCUCGGCGGCAUAGCAAAGCUAUCCUGCACGCGCGUGGAGUGUCGGCCUGCCUCACGUACCUGGACUUCUUCUCCAUGAGUGCUCAGCGGGCUGCACUGACGGUGGCUGCCAACUGCUGCCAGAGCCUGACAGCCGACGAGUUCCCCUUGGUGGGGGACUCUGUAGCGCUGUUGAGUGGGCGCCUCUCGCAUGGCGACCGCAAGUCGGUCGAGUCGGCCUGCUUGGCCCUGGCGCGCCUGGUGGACUGUUUGGCGGCUCACGGGCCCCUUCUCCAGGAGGUUGCUGCCCAAGGGUUGCUACCAGCUGCACAGGGCCUCCUUGCCCUCUCACCACCUCCAGUAUCAUCGGCCACAUUUGUAAUGGUGGUCCGCAUGUUGGCUGUUCUCUGUGCCGCCUGCCCACAUCUUGCAGUCCAGUUGCUGAACAACAACAUUGCCGAGACACUGCGCUUUCUUCUCAUGGGCAACUCGGAUCCUCUAGGAGAUGAUAUAGAGUUCUAUGUAUUUCUGCCUCCAAUGACUCAGCUUGUUCCAAGGAGUCCUCAAGAGCUGUACGAGAUAACAUCGCUGAUAGCAGAGCUAAUGCCAGUGCUGCCUCAGGAUGGAAUCUUCGUGGUGGACUCGCUCCUAGUGAAGCCAAAUGCUCACCAAACUGAUGCGGUGCUGUGGAAGUGGAGAGAUGACAGAGGGCUUUGGCACCCAUACUCUUCCAUUGACUGCAAAAUCAUUGAGGCGGCUCACCAGUCGGGUGAGGACGAGAUCAGCCUCUCCACGAUGGGCAAGACUUACACUCUUGACUUCAACUUGAUGCAGCAGAUCAAUGAGGACACUGGUACUGCACGACCUGUGCAGAGGGUCACCAACCAGGGCAUGGCACAAAUGCUGUCGGGCGGCGCUUCAGCAACCGCAACGGGAGCAUCCUCGUCUUCUCCUUCGUCUUCCUCCUCUUCGCCGUCACAAAGUGGCGGAGGGGCCGCUGCCGUGGCAGCUGACCCACGUGCCAUGUGGCUUCGCGAGCAGAGCCACGCUGGGGGCCGGGCGUUCCUUGGAGCCCUGUUUGGUGCUCUGCACGAGGUGUACAGCAGCUCUGCGGGACCUGCGGUGCGGCAUCGCUGCCUGCGGGCACUGCUGCGCAUGGUGCACUGUGCCCCAGCACCACUCCUGGCAGAGGUGCUGCGAUCCCAACUUGUUGCGUCUCACCUGGCAGCCAUGCUCUCCUCUCAAGACCUCCACGUUGUGGUGGGUGCCCUACAGAUGGCCGACAUCUUGAUGCAGAAGCUGCCUGAGGUGUUUGGGGUGCAUUUUCGGCGGGAGGGUGUCAUGCACAGAGUGAAGCAGCUGGCUCAGGAAGAAGUGUCCACAGCUAGUGGGGAUAAUACAUCUGGUUCAUCCAAGUUUGCCGAGGAUUCCUCUGCACUGGCCAGCUCUAGCCGUGAUGGCCACACAGCUGCCACCAUGCUCUGGGGCGCACUGUCCUCCUCCUCAGCUGGUCACCUGCCACCUAUGAACAAUUCUGGGGACAGUGACCACUUCAGUAUGGGUGCCGCCAGUGCUCAGAUGCGACUAAGUGACGUGCUGAAGCGCAAGCGGGCAGCCAAGCGGAGCAAUGCCUCGAGCCGCAAGGUGCGCACGGAGGAGGGACCCCGCAGUGGGGAGAAUCCACCCCUGGGCCCCAGCGGCCGGCGUUCCGUGCGCUCCGUGCGGGACAGCCCGUUCUCGCUGCCACCACCACCGCCAGAGGGCGCUGCCAGCCCAGCCAGCAGCACGUCCCUCUCACCGAGUGGCGGCACAGCCGGGGGAUCAGCCGGAAGCGCAACCACGACAUCGCGAGGCGCUGGGGGCCGGUUGAGUUCUGCGGCAGCCCGCACCACAUCGUUCCUGGCCAGCCUCAACCCGAGCCGCUGGGGUCGCUGGGCCAACCCACCCCUUGUGGGACACCUCAGCAGCCAGGAGUAUCCCAUGGAAGUGAAGUCCAGCAUGGGGUCAUUUUCUGGAAAUAAAGAGAAGAUAAAGCUUUGGAUUCAUGAUCAAGCCAAGCGGUUUGAUGACAAGCACUUUACAUCUGACCAGGGAAGCUCUCAUCCUGCUCUGAACACAUUAAAUCGUCUCCUAGCUUCUUUAGAACACCUAGACACUUUGACAAACCAUGGACUUCAGGCACUGCAGGAGAUUCGUGCAGUGCUUCUUGAAGGGGAUGUCUCAUCAUUUGAGGUCAUCCACAGUGGCCUUGUGAGUCGCCUGCUCAGCUUCCUUACAACAGCCAAUUGCCAUCGGGACGACCGGUUACGCACCUUUCUCCAGGUUUUCCUGCACACCCCACAGUACAAUCCGGAUGUGGUGUAUGACCACGUGAUUCCGUCUCCGGGCCCACUGAGCGCCUUGGUGCAGAAGCUCAAUGCCUGCGUGAGCCAGCUGGAACAGUUCCCAGUCAAGGUACAUGAUCUUCCUGGUGCUGUUGGAGGUGGCCGAGGCACUUCCGCACUCAAAUUCUUCAACACCCAUCAGCUCAAGUGCAACCUUCAGAGGCAUCCAUCCUGUUCUAACCUGCGGCAGUGGCGAGGGGGACCUGUGAAAAUAGAUCCCUUGGCACUGGUCCAGGCCAUUGAACGGUACCUGGUAAUCCGGGGCUACGGGAGGAUACGAGAUGAAGAUGAUGGUGGUAGUGAUGAAGAGAAUUCUGAUGAAGACAUUGAUGAUACUAUGGCUGCCAUGAUGAUAAACCAAGGCCAAGCACGGCAUAAACUGCAGUUCCUUAUUGGGGACCACCCGCUACCGUAUGGCAUGACUGUGUACCAGGCCAUCCGGCAGUACAGCGGUGCAAGCCCUGAUGGCCAGGAAACGGACACAGACUCUGAAAACCCCAUGGGUUAUGCCAACAUCUGGGUGCAAACCCAUACCAUUUGGUACCGUCCUGUUCCUGAGGAUGAUCGUAGCGGAGCAGCCUCAAGUUCAAGUCGAGCAGGCCAGUCGUCAUCGGCACCAAGCCUUUCUAGUCGCCGGAACAAAAGCUCCUCUGGCUCCAAAUCUGCUGCCAAAAAGAAAGAUGAUCUCUGGAAUGAAGGUGUAGUACCCGAGACUGCCUCACUGCUGCACCAGCACCUGAGCUCAACGUUGCCAGAGUCGGUCACUAUUCAAGAUCCGUCUUUGCCUGUGAUUGCACUGCUCAGGGUUGUCUAUGCCCUGUCACAGCACUGGGGUUAUCUUUAUGAGCUUCAUUCUUACCACCCUGCACUUCCAAGAUCAGAGUUUGUCAACAGCAAGCUUACAGCCAAAGCUAAUAGGCAGCUGCAGGACCCGCUUGCCAUCAUGACAGGGAACAUCCCCUCCUGGCUCACUCAAGUUGCCUAUGCCUGCCCGUUCCUGUUUCCAUUCGAGACUCGUCACCUCCUCUUCUACACAACGUCAUUUGACCGAGACCGUGCCCUGCAGAGGCUACUAGACAUGACUCCGGAUCUCUCUGGGUCAGACAACAGUGAAAGGGUCACCCCGCGGUUAGACCGGCGAAAGAGGACGGUUGCUCGAGAUGACCUUCUAAAGCAGGCUGAGGUGGUCAUGCAAGACCUUGGUAGCUCAAGGGCACUGCUGGAAAUUCAGUAUGAAAAUGAGGUUGGCAGUGGUCUUGGACCCACACUGGAGUUCUACGCACUAGUCUCCAGGGAACUGCAGCGGUCAGACCUGGAUAUGUGGAGAGGAGAAACAGUGUCAGUUCUCAAAGGUGGUGAGGAGCCAGUGAGGUAUGUGCACAGUCCGUGUGGGCUGUUCCCACUGCCCCUUGGCAGGAAUGCCAAGGUGGGCCAUGUGAGCAAGGUUCGCUCCCGCUUCAAGUUGUUAGGCAAGUUUGUGGCCAAGGCACUCAUGGAUUCGCGCAUGCUAGACCUGCCACUCUCGCUGGCCAUGUACAAGUGGAUGCUGGGCCAUGAGGGUUCACUUUCCCUGGCUGACAUGGAAUCGAUUGAUCCAGGCCUGGCACAAUCCCUACGACAGCUCCACCAGGUUGUGCAGGAGAAGCGAAGAAUAGAGCGUGAUCGCAGCCUCAGCCCCGCAUGCGUGCGCCGGCGGGUGGAGGCCCUGCAGCUGGACGGCUGUCAGGUGGAGCUCCUGGGACUGGACUUCACACUGCCAGGUGGCGGCCAGAUAGAGCUGCGGAGAGGUGGAGCCCAGAUGGGAGUCACCGUGCACAACCUGGACCAGUACCUGGUCCUGGCCGUUCACUGGGCUGCCCUGGAGGGCGUGCGCCGGCAGAUGGAGGCCUUCCGCGAGGGAUUUGAGGCAGUCUUCCCCCUGGCACAGCUCACUCUCUUCUACGCUGAUGAGCUGGAGCAGCUCUUCUGUGGCAGUGGUCCCAGCCUGUGGGAUGUGAAGAGCCUGAUGGAGUGCUGCCGGCCUGACCAUGGCUACACUCACGACAGCCGUGCCAUCAAAUUUCUCUUUGAGAUCCUCAGCAGCUACAGGCCUGAGGAACAGAGGGCGUUCCUCCAGUUUGUUACCGGAUCUCCUAGGCUACCUGUUGGAGGAUUCAAGAGCCUGAGUCCACCACUGACCAUAGUGCGGAAGACCUUUGAGCCUAACGAGAAUCCCGACGACUAUCUGCCCUCUGUGAUGACCUGUGUCAACUACCUGAAGCUGCCAGACUACUCGGACGUUAGAGUGAUGCGCGAGCGACUGCACGUGGCCUCCAGCGAGGGCCAGCACUCGUUUCACCUCUCCUGAGGGGCACUGCUUGGUGCCUGUUGCCCUACCAGGACUUGGGACAUUAGGGGGGGCAACCAGGAGAGGAGGGAGAGCGAUGUGACGGUGGGGAAACACCACUGGCGACCCCCGUCUUCUAGCCUCUGGACGCUGUGCUUGCUACGCUCCCCUACACCUCCAUUUUUGUACUUUUUAUUUGCUGCCCGAGCAUUCUUCAUUACAGUGUCUAUGUGCGCCUUGGUGUGCAGUGUUUCACUUAUCCUGUACACCCAGUGGGAAGAAAGCACCCCCCCUCUUGAGAGCGGAGGAUAGCCACAAAAGCCGUUGGGUCAUUGUGGAAUUGCUGAAGAUAACGCAUCUCACGAGAGCUGCAUGAUGUUGAAUCUUCACAAUACCUGUAUUCUGCUACAUAUCUGGGAACUUCUUUUUGUGCUUUCCCCCACCCUUUUUCUUCUUGCUUGUUUUGUUCAGGUUGUUGAGCUGUUAUUGUUCAUACAUAGCAUUUCAGUGGCCACUUGCCUUUUUUUUUUUGAGCUGCAGUCACAAAAAAAAUUAUUCGUUUUUUUUAAUGUGUCGAGGAUGUUGCCUCUUAAAAGGCUUGUAAGGACUGCAUGUGUCACUGCAAAAGUUUGCAGCGGCAUCUGCUUGUGGCAAGGCAUGCUGUGGCUGCUUUCAUUUGUCUGGCAUCAACAUUUGUGCAACUCAUUUUUCUCAUUACUUUUUUUUUUUUUUGUUCCAUGCUGUAAAGAAUGUGGCAAAUUUUUGCUUCCCUUGUUGCACAUCAUCAAGCCUUGGUAUUAGUGCCUUGGUUGUCUCUCCUCUCCUCAGACGCACUUUUUUGGUGGCCGCGACUGCAAAUAGCCAAUGUGGCUGUGGUGCGUGCGCUCCAUAUCGACAGGCCAGCAGCGGUUGAAGAUGAAUGGCAUGUCGUGACAGCCAGAGAAUAAGCAGACUGCUAUGGACAGUGGCUUGUGCCUGUGCGUGCGUGUGUUAAACAUGCUGCUAUGUGCUCUUUUUUUUUUAUGGUUGAGAGAGAGUGAGAGAAUCUUGAUGUUCCAUGUUCCAUUUGAGGAAAAAGGAGAACCCCGCACCCCCUUUUUUCUUGUCUUUUAAUUAGUUAUAAGUUAAUGGAGCACACAAAGGAAGCCUGUAAAUGAGUUGGAACAAUAAAAGGAUACUUGAACUGUG